Anneissia japonica is the source of this 3878-nucleotide messenger RNA. RefSeq lists its product as uncharacterized. Gene Ontology annotation, cellular component: extracellular region. Bases 387 to 1994 code for a protein of 535 amino acids. The transcript has 10 exons. NCBI's taxonomy places the organism in Eukaryota, Metazoa, Echinodermata, Crinoidea, Comatulida, Comatulidae. The record is from RefSeq and is a predicted model, not a curated record.
UUUUAGAAUACCGGUACCACAAAGAAACGUGGAAAUUAUAAUUUCGUAGCGCGAAGCAGUUGGUGACGAAUAUCUUUUUAUGUAAUAUUGUGUAUGUACAAUUUAUCGUUGGCAGCGCCAAUCAUUACGCGUGCUGUCGCUCACCGGUUCGUUGCGGAGUGAACACAAGAGGAAAGGUUUUCUUUGUCAAGAAUUAAAUCAAGUUUGGUUGCCAAGGCAGAGAAUGAGCUGUAGUACUCAUAGCAACCUUUUUUCUUAUCGUUUUUGUAAAUAAUACCAGUGGUCAAACUCCUGUUGCAUUUGAUUUACAUUGGCAUAGAAUACUGACUCUUCUGUAAAAACGUACCUACGUGUUUCAUUGUUGGUAUACAAAUCAGAAAAGCACGAUGUUCAAGAAAGACGAGCUACGGAAGUUCCAGAAAGAAGCACUGGAAUCCCACAAUGAAUACAGGUCAAUGCAUGGAACGCCAAAGCUUAAGUUGGCGGAUGACCUGAACAAGAUUGCCCAGGCCUACGCCGAGGAACUAGCAAAAACCGACAGCUUCAGACACAGUAAAUGCGAUGGCAUAGGAGAGAACCUUGCAAUGCAUUUUUCGUCCAAGUCUACUGACUAUUGUGGCGGAGAAGCAACUAAGCAAUGGUACAGUGAAAUAGAAAAGUACAAAUUUGAUCGUCCUGGAUUCACGCCUGGUACAGGCCACUUCACUCAGGUUGUUUGGGCAGAAACCAAAGAGAUGGGCAUCGGUAAAGCCGUAACAAGAAGUGGCAAAGUAAUAGCGGUAGCAAACUAUCGUCCAACUGGAAAUAUGUUGAGUAAAUUUAAAGACAACGUUCUACCUCCUAAAAAGGGAGCCAUUGGUACAACAAAACACAGACAUCGAAGUUCCUCUAGUAGCAGCAGCAGUAGUAGCGAUGAUGAGGAGAAGAAGUUAAAAGGAAAGUUGGGCCUGUUCAAAAAGAAAAAUAAAGACUCGGACUCGACAGAUAUCUCUAAAUCUGAGCUCCGAAAAUUCCAGAAAGAGAUGUUGACAGCCCAUAAUAAACAUCGCGAAAAGCACGGCGUACCGGCUUUGAAACUUUCUGAUGAGGUCUGUAAAGACGCACAGAAAUUUGCUGAAAAGCUGGCGAAGACAGGAAAACUGGAGCACAGCACUAACCAAGAGUACGGCGAGAAUGUUGGCAUGCACUAUUCAUCAGCUACGACUGAAUAUUCCGGUACUGAAGCUACCAAUCGAUGGUAUAGCGAAGUCAGUAAAUACGAUUUUUCUGACCCAAGGUUCAAGUCUGGAAUAGGCCAUUUUACCCAAAUGGUAUGGAAAAACUCGAAGCAAUUCGGGAUCGGUAAAGCAAUCACAAAGGACAAGCGAGUGGUGGUGGUUGCCUCAUAUGAGCCACCCGGCAACUAUAUCGGUCAGUUUCCCGACAACGUGUUUAACAGAACUGAUGGAUAUCUACCACCAAAGCCGGACGGAGCACAUAAAGUCAAGAUUGUCAAAGCGGCAGAUGAUAAGAAGGUGCAAGCCAAAAACUUCAAAAUGGUACCAGACGAUUUGAAAUCCUUCCAAAAAGAUGCAUUGGAAGCCCAUAAUAAGUACCGAUCAAAACACAAGGCACCAGCUCUGAAAGAAUCAAAGGAACUUACAAAAAUGGCUCAAGAGUGGGCGGAACAUCUGGUCAAAAAUGAACUAUUUGAGCAUCGUGAAUCCCGUGACACUGGAGAAAACAUCGCCAUGCAUUAUUCAUCCGCCAGUACUAACUUUACAGGUAAAGAAGCUACCGACAUGUGGUAUAGUGAAAUCAGUAAACAUGACUUCAGUAGCCAUGAAUUCCAGCCCGGUUCAGGUCAUUUUACACAGGUUGUAUGGAAGGGUUCAAAGGAUUUUGGUAUUGGCAAAGCAAUCACCAAGGAAGGAAAAGUUAUUGUUGUUGGUAAUUACAGGCCCCCAGGAAACAUUAUGCAGAGGUUCGCAGAAAACGUGUCUUCGGGCAAUUAAACAACCUGAUGUAAGGUACCCUGGUUUAAUUCAUGCGUAUUAGUACCAAGCCCAAGAGAGUAUUAACGUCGCGUGUAUUGUAUUUUCGAGAGUUUUAUGCACCUGUAAAUAGAUAGUGCUUUUAAAGACAUAUAUGAUAAACAGAAGGUCAAAAUGAGGGAUACAGAAUGAUAUAAAAUCAAACAAGCAAUAAUUAUACUCCAAUACUGUACUAUUGAUCAUUCCUAUGUACUCCUAACAAUCGUAAUUCAGGUAAUACAUUAGUACUGCUUCACAAAUCUAGUCUUCCAAAACACAUUUUUAAAUAUAUUGAUAUUAAUUCUCAUUAAUUUAGUCAAAUAUGCGAACCUGAAAAUACAUUGAAAUGUAUUACAGUAUUGUAUACAAUAACAUCAUAAUAUAGAAAAGAGUAACCUUAUGUAUUACACCUAUUGUUACAUUUCCAGUUUUAAAAAAAUACACUGAUAAAAAUAAUACCUUUCCAAUUGUAAGACGUCACAAUUAUAUCGAUAUCUUGUGAUGCCUUAUAGGCAGUCAAAGAAAUUGACACGUCAGUGCACCAGAUUAAAUACUACUACUAAUAAAAAUAAGGCAGUGUCUAUAAUAAUGUUUACCAGUUUCAAUCGAAUCCCUAAUUCCGAUUAGAUGUUAUUGAGCAGACUUAAUCCAAUCCAUACCCAAUCAGAAUUGGGAAAAAUGAGUAUUCGAAAGUCAUUGACUAGAUACAUAGUUAAUGUUUGUAUCUUCGAAUUACGUACCUAAUAAGUAAAGAAUACAUAAUUUUAUAAAACAAACAGAUACUAUAUAAUUAGUACAAAUUAGUAUAAAUAGAUGGUGAAUGAUGAGGAUAUGUCUUUAAUAUAUAAGCUCUCAAAAAAGCGGCUGUGAAAGAUAAAUAACUAGUUAAAAUUAUAUUGGUGAUUAGUAAUGAUUAAUUAUCCUAGUGAUAUCUAUUAAGCCUAAUAUUUAUUCAUAUCAUUAUGUUCUUUAAUAUAAGUUAUUAAAGAUAAUACGAACAAUUAAUUACAACGAUAUUUUACGUUCGGUUCUUAAUUAAUAAGUAUUAACAUUUACCGGUACUGUUUUAUAUUCCAUGAUAAUUUAUAAUGAUAAAUUAUACUUGUAAAGUGACACUAAUACUAAAUUAUUCAUUUUAGAAAAAAAUGAAAUAAUGUAUAUAUAUUUAAAUACUAAUAUUAACGUCUCAAAUUUUCUGUCAUGAUUUUAGUUUUAAUUUACAAGACAAGAGUAUAAUACUACUGAAUAUAAUAUAUUGCAAUAAUAAUAUUAUCAUAAUAUUAUUAUGAUAAGGACUAGCAAGAAUAUAAGUACAAAAUUUAAACACUGUUCGUUAAAGUAUCAUUAUUAUGAUUAUUAUUAUUAUUAUUGUAUAAAUGGUAAAAAUGUUAUUUAAAAUCGUGUAUGUGUCACUGAUAAUCGAGUGCGUAUUACAUCAGCAUUAUCUGAACAAUACCUCCGCAAUACUGAAUGUAAAGAAGAUAGGUUAAUAUAAAUUAAAAGUAAACAUAAUUACACAUACUGUAAAGUUUCAAUUGAUUAUUUCUUACUCAGAACCUUUUUCAAAGCAUUACAUUUUGUUUUUGCUGAUUUGCAUAUAAUGACGCAAUGUUCAAGUUUAAUUUCCAUUAGUUACAUUCCAAUUUAGAUAAUGUUUUUGUUAUUGUUUACUGAAAGUGCAGUAUCUAUAAAUUAGUGUAGGUCUAUAAUUUAUUGUAUAUUAUGGUGUGACAUACGGUAACUACAUUUCACUUAAAUUAUCCUACUUCCUUUUGUGCAAUGGUCCGAUAUCGAUUCUAAGAAAUGUUGAUUAUAAAAAUUGAUUGAUUUUGAAAAAAUAAAAUGAGUAAAAAAGUACUAGAUUGA